AUGGCAUUAUCGCCUGGAGGCAUCGUCCCGGCUCAACUGGGCUUCCUCGCCAUCUUCAAUCCGUCCCUCGGGCACACGGAUGAGACGCUUGACGACCAAAUAGUGUACUAUGCCUCGGUGAGCACCCAGCGACAGAAGCGUCGCCACCGCUCUCGCACCAAGCCCACCGAGAAUAUUUCUCAAGAGGAACGCAAUGAGCGUCUCCGUCAGAUCGGCCUCGCCCAGGGCAUGGUCGAAUUCAGCAAAAGUUUUUCUGGUGGCCAGCCGGUCGACUCCAUCGAUACAGAGAAGUCGCGUGUGAUCCUCCAUGAGCUGGAGCAAGGUUGGUGGAUCCUUGCUUCCGUUGAUCUGACCCGCAUUCCCCUGCCUCCCAAACUGCAGACCGGGAAGGCCCAGGACUCUCCAGAAGAGGUCGUUGAGUUUUCGUCUAAGGAAAUAAAGCCCUCAUCUCUCCUGUUGCAGGAUAUACUCCGUGCCCAUUCCAUCUUUCUGCUUCACCAUGGCACCUCGCUCAGCGCUCUGUUUGUCCGUUCUAGGAGGACAAAGUUUCUGAGUCUUCUUGGCCGAUACUGGGACCUGUUCUUGUCAACAUGGAACGUUAUGCUGCAGGGCAACCCGGUCCGGUCUGUAUUCGGCGGCAUCAAUCUAGCCGCUUCUGGCGAACUGGGCAUUGGUGUUGGGGAAGAAGACCGGGGUAGCGGAGAACGAGACGUAUUGGAAGGUCUUGUCAGCAGAGUUGAGGGCCUCGUCGAUGUUGUUGUCAGCAAGUUUGGCUCUUUCGAUGCCGAUGGCGAGCAUAAAAAAGGCAAGGAGCCAAAGACGCCGUGGCUGGGCACAGGGCAGGAUCCAGGGCCUGAAGACGGUGCGAUUUUCCUUGGAACAGGAGCUUUGUCCCGGAAGUCGGUCAGAGACGUGUCGCAGUGGAUGGAGGACUUAUAUACUUGGGGGGAAAACGCCUACGGUGUAAUUGAAAGCCCGACUUCACUGCGCGCCGCAAGACGCCCGGAGAAAGCCGCGGCGGCUCCGGCGACUAAGUCAUCCGACAAUCAGGGCGUUCCUGCGCGGCCUCCAGUUCGGCCAAACGGUAGACGCUCUGAUUCUGGGUCCGCUUCCGGAAGCUCUGGGUCUACGAAAACGAUCGCAGAACGGCGUGGCCAGGAGAUUGGCACCGUAGAAGGAGCCAGACGGCCGGAGUUCAGCAGGGAGAGCACCACCGCUUCCGCUGCUAUUCCCACCGCCCCUCCAACACAGGAAGGAGACGGGCAUAUGGAUAAGCUAAUGACGUACAUGAAGCUUGGUUACGGCACCUACUGGUCGAUCGGCAAAUCAGAUACAUCGUCGCCUGUCAACAAGAGCCAAGUGUCCUCGGCUGCCGCCCUGCAAGGCGGGGAAUCCUCCAGGCACACAUCCACCACGGCACCGAAGCCUACACGCGUGGACGACGAUGUGGGCCACUACCUCAUCGGUCUGGUAGGCGAGGUCGAGGCGGCCGGCGACAGUGGACGUGAAGACUGCAAGAACUCUGAUGAAGCGGGCAACGCUGAGUCGAACUCUCGGACCAUGCUUCGCACCAUUCAUGUCGAGCUCGAAAAGACGGGAUAUGACCGUAACGAGAGAGACGUUGUCAGAGACCUCGGCAGCUUUGCAAAUGAAAUCACGCCUCUCGGGUACAAUGUCGUAAGCUCGAACCCGCAAUUCGGAAACCAGGACUUCAACAAGGGCAGCAAGAUGCGCGUCGUUGUCUACGUGAACAAGCCGUUCAUUUUCACAUUGGUUUUUGAGCUGAGGACCGACUCACUGGCUUGGGACUCGUUCUACAAAUCAUUACAUAACCAGCUAACGCCUCUCCGAAAACCGCUUCUCUCGUCUAUCCAGUACAGACCAGAAAAGCCAGACGUGGGAUCCGCAGCAUCGAACAUCUACGAUAUUAUUUGGGAUGCUGAGGCCAUGACUGUGUUGUCGACUAUACCUAACAUACCCGACCACGCGCAAAUGUCCCAGUCAAAUAGACAGCUACCGUGGUCGCGUGUUGAGGCGAUGAAUACACACAUGCAGCUUCUCAACAUAUUUAACAUUACACGGCCGGAUAUUAACCAGCUGGAGCGGACCUGCAAGACAAACCGCGGAUGGUGGGUCGUGUGGCAGCGCAUUCUGGACCGACCCGCCGCAAACUGGUACACAGAGAACGAACAGGACGACGACGACGAAGACACACCGACCUCCGAGAGCGAGGCUUCGCUGGCUAUGAGCGGCGAUGGCUCGAGCACACAAAGGCCACCUUCACUCCCCUUGCCCAGCCCAACGGUCAGCAAGGAAAUUUUCCUAAUCCGCAGGGCCAGUGACCACGCCGGCUACCGUGGCGUGAGCUCGUCGUACGCCGAGAGCGGCGGAGUGGGCGCGGGCGUGGGGUGGGGCGACGGAGCGGGCCGUCUGGCCUCGGGGAUCGGGAUCGACACACGCAAGUACAUCGAGGAGCUAUUGAAUUUUAGCCGGUAG
Colletotrichum graminicola M1.001 is the source of this 2496-nucleotide messenger RNA. RefSeq lists its product as uncharacterized. Gene Ontology annotation, biological process: vesicle-mediated transport. The coding region runs from base 1 to 2496 and encodes 831 amino acids. NCBI's taxonomy places the organism in Eukaryota, Fungi, Ascomycota, Sordariomycetes, Glomerellales, Glomerellaceae. The record is from RefSeq and is a predicted model, not a curated record. Gene Ontology annotation, cellular component: Mon1-Ccz1 complex; intracellular membrane-bounded organelle. The transcript has 2 exons.